Messenger RNA from Salvia miltiorrhiza (redroot sage), 1209 nucleotides. RefSeq lists its product as uncharacterized. The record is from RefSeq and is a predicted model, not a curated record. Bases 419 to 964 code for a protein of 181 amino acids. NCBI's taxonomy places the organism in Eukaryota, Viridiplantae, Streptophyta, Magnoliopsida, Lamiales, Lamiaceae. Gene Ontology annotation, molecular function: ubiquitin protein ligase activity. The transcript is spliced from 5 exons.
AUUCGAGCUUGAACAUCAUAUAUACGAACAUCUAACGAGCCGAGCUCGAGCUCGAUUUCGAAUUCGACAUUAUCGAGCAUCACCCGAGCCGAACUCGAACCGAGCUCGAGCUUAGUAAGUGGGUGACGAGCCGAGCUCGAUCAUCAAGAUAAAAGCUCGAAUCGAGCUCGAGCCGAGCUCGAACACCCGAAUAUUUAAACGAGCCGAGCUCGAGCCUGCUAGUAUUCGGCUCGGCUCGGCUCGUUUACAGCCCUAGAAAUGUCAACAAUGUCCAAACCCCUAUAUAGAUUCAUAAAAUACCAAAUCCCAACUCUCACAGCGUAAGAUUGCUAGAGCGUGGGAGAUGAUACACAGAGGAGAGAAAUCUGCGAUUUGAAGAGAGAAAAGAGCUACAAUCUGCGAUUUGAAGAGAGAGAAAAUGGACGGGCCUCCGGUUAAUGAUGUAUGCUCGAUAUGCCAUCAGAACUUUCACAUUCCUUGUCAAGCCAAUUGCAGCCAUUGGUUCUGUGGUAGUUGUAUCUUACAAGUUUGGGAUCACACUUCUGCUCUUCGCCCAUGUAAAUGUCCAAUGUGCAGACGUGAGAUUACAUUGUUGGUUCCUAGUGUGGCACACCAUGCGGCUGAUGUAGCUGAGAUUUUGCAGAGGAUCGAACAUUACAACCGUCAAUUUGGUGGAAGUCCAAAUGGUCUCAUGCAGAGAAUGCAAGACCUUCCUUUUCUUCUUAAGAGAUUGUUACGGGAUAUAAUGAAUCCUCAAAAUGCACUUCCAGUUGUUAUGAGAGCACGCGUUUAUUUGGCAAUGGUUCUUAGUGCUAUGUAUGUCCUUAGCCCUGUCGACAUCAUCCCCGAAGCACUGCUAGGUAUCAUUGGUUUGCUGGACGAUCUUAUUGUCGUUUUCACAUGUUUCAUGUAUGUUGCUGCCCUUUACCGAACUGUUCUCGUUAAUCGCCAUGGAGGUGCUUGAGAUGGAAUCAGAUAAUCUCGUUUUCUAAAUUUUUUGUACCCAGAGAAAAUACUGUUUCCUUUAUCAAUUAGCAUAGAUAAUUCAAGCAAAUGUUCAAUAUGUACUUAAUUUUGGAAUCCAAAGAAAAUAUUGUUUCCUUUUUCAUGUAGCAUAGAUAAUUAAAGCAAAUGUGCAAUGUGUGUACUGUUUUGUGAUACAAUGUGAAGAUCGAUAGUUUGUUAUACAGUUCAUACAUGUUUCAACUA